AUGUCAGACACGGUUCCUCAGCCACAGCAAAAAUCUCGGGCGCCCCGGAGUCAUCGACGUAAACGAGCGAGAGAACAAGACGACGAGAGAGGUGAAGCAAAAGAAACGGCCGUCAAACACGACUAUGAUAGGACACCGAAGGAACCACGUUCAAAACGCGCAAGAACCAAUGGCAAAGGCAAGGAAAAGGAUUCUGAACUUGAGCUAGGCGAACUCCCCGAUGACUCAAGUAGAACGUUUGAGAUCGGUGACGAAUUCAUACCGUUCGCGGUCAGUGAUGAUGAAGCAGAAGCACCCAAAAAGGACUCUCAUCGCAGUAAUGUGGAAAUAACAAAAGAGAAAGCGCGGGAACGAGAAUGGGACAAAGGGAAACGAGAAUCACAUGGAGUUGGCUCGCACGAUGGAGGUGGCCGGGGAACAAAACGAACAUACGAAAUGGUAUUUGAUGAUGAAGAUUUGCGGGACCACAGAAAACGCCGACAGGACUUUCCUCCCACUUCAAGAAAGGCUCCUUGGAUUGCCAAAGUUGACUGGGACAGCUGUCUCAAUGUCCCGGAGAUGUUGCAUCGCGAGGUUGAGGCAUUCGUUCAUUACAUGUCACCAACUGAAGUCGAGGAAGAAAUUCGAGGACUGGUAAUCAAUCUCGUUUCGAAUGCGAUAACAAAUGCAUUCCCAGAUGCCAAGAUACUACCCUUUGGAAGCUAUGAAACCAAACUAUACCUCCCUAAUGGGGACAUAGAUCUCGUGAUCAAUUCAGGUUCGAUGGCGUACAGCGAUAAAGUGAAUGUCCUACGGACGCUUGCCAAUGUUAUCAAACGCGCGCGGAUUGCUUCCAAAGUCACUAUCAUUGCCAAAGCCAAAGUACCCAUCAUCAAAUUCGUCACGAUUUAUGGCAGGUUAAACGUUGAUAUCAGCAUAAAUCAGGGUAAUGGCGUCGCUGCUGGCAAUAUCGUUAACGGCUUUCUGAACGACAUGCGUGGGUGUGGGUUUGCGCUCCGGAGUCUCGUCAUCAUCGCGAAAGCAUUUCUAAAUCAGCGGGGGAUGAACGAAGUGUAUACCGGUGGUCUGGGCAGCUACAGUAUUGUCUGUAUGGCGGUCAGCUUCCUCCAGAUGCAUCCCAAGAUUCGCAGAGGGGAGAUAGAUGCAGAGAAGAAUCUCGGUGUUUUGGUUAUGGAGUUCUUUGAGCUCUAUGGUUGCUAUUUCAACUAUGAGGAAGUAGGAAUAUCCGUGCGCAAUGGGGGCUCAUAUUUUAGCAAGAGACAGAGAGGAUGGUACGAUUUCACAAAGAGGAACCUCUUGUCCAUUGAGGACCCUACCGAUUCUUCAAAUGAUAUUUCCAAAGGUUCUUACGGAAUCGCGAAAGUUCGGCAGACUCUUGCAGGAGCCCACGGAAUCAUGACAUCGAUGGCCUUCUUGCGGGCUGGGAUCUUAGGUGCACGAAGGGAAGGGCGGACAUACCCUUUACGUAGACACAGUGAACCAGAGGAUAUGAGCAUUUUGUCCAGUAUACUUGACUUUAAACAACCGAUUAUUGAUCCAGGAAGUUAUGACCAGCGGUUGCUCCAUAAGCUGCUCGGAACUUCUCCCAAGCCUCGUAUAGUUGUCGCGAACAUCCUUGAAACUGCUGCUCAUGCCAAAUCGUCAUUGAUUGCAGGCAGCAGCACACGGAUCCGGGAGCGUAGCGUGGAUAUGGUACUCGAAUCCGACAAUGAGUCGCUACCGCAGGAACCCAGCGAUUCCCGUCAAGAUAACGACGAACUCGGUAAAUACCAUAUCGAGAGGCGGCGCACAAUACAGAAGCAUGAACUUGGUCAGUCAGAUGAGCAACCCGAAUUCACCGCCGACGAAGAUGACUCAGUAGAUGAGGAAGAAGCGUCCUAUGACACGAGUCUAGAUGACAGGGCCUCUGGUGAUAAAAUGCGAAGUAUGAUGAACAAACGCAGAUCAUUUUGGCUUUCCAAGGGGGUCGACAGCGUUGAUGAUAGUAGCUGA
Molecule: messenger RNA, 1992 nt
Organism: Suillus bovinus
Lineage: Eukaryota; Fungi; Basidiomycota; Agaricomycetes; Boletales; Suillaceae
Exons: 5
Coding region: 1-1992 (663 amino acids)
Biological process (GO): RNA 3'-end processing
Cellular component (GO): nucleolus; TRAMP complex
Molecular function (GO): mRNA binding; poly(A) RNA polymerase activity
Source: RefSeq, a predicted model, not a curated record